Molecule: messenger RNA, 561 nt
Organism: Melampsora larici-populina 98AG31
Lineage: Eukaryota; Fungi; Basidiomycota; Pucciniomycetes; Pucciniales; Melampsoraceae
Exons: 3
Coding region: 1-561 (186 amino acids)
Biological process (GO): cellular respiration; ubiquinone biosynthetic process
Cellular component (GO): mitochondrion
Molecular function (GO): ubiquinone binding
Source: RefSeq, a predicted model, not a curated record
AUGUUUCUAUUUGCUUGCCUUUUGAGCAGGUAUUCCAAGAAACAACUCUACACUGUGAUCGCCGACGUAGAAGCGUAUCCACAGUUUGUUCCCUAUUGUCUCGGAUCAAACCUCAUCAGCUAUCAAGCAUUGAAAGGAAGCGGAACGCUUGUGGUUGGUUACAAAGCGUUCGAGGAGCGUUACACAAGUCAGGUAGAGUGUCGAAAAUGGGAAAUGGUCAAAGCAACCGCAUGUGACUCGCCGCUAUUUAAAUACUUGACUUCGACUUGGACCUUCCGCUCACCUGAAGAGAUCUCGUCCAAGACACUUCCUACUAGAGAUGAUGAUUCAACUUAUGUCUCCCUACAACUCGCCUUCGCCUUCGCUAGUCCCUUGCAUGCAGCUGUAGGAGAAUAUUUCUGGAAGAGUGUUAGUGAAAAGAUGGUCCUUGCUUUUGAAAGAAGGGUUGAAGAAGUCUACGGUAAACCGAUCCAAGAGGCAAAAGAAAGUCAGCUUAGUCAAGUCAGUUCACCUCAAAUUGGUACUUCAUUCAAUGAACCAGUCAUCGGAGUACAACAAUGA